CCGUAUUCCGUCGUCGUAAGUUUUGUUUUGGUGUCAGCGCCUGUCGCUUGUCUCCUAAGUGAUUAAUCUUUAAAUUUAAAGUUUUGAAAUAUCUUUACCAAUUAAGUUUGUUGGAUUGUUUGUUAAUCGUGCGUCCUGUUAAAUAAUGGACACGUUUAGAUAAACAUUCUUUGCAAACUUAAUGACCAUGAGUGAUAAAAACAUGAACAAUAUGGCUCCAAAUCCAUGGGCGUUUCAGAUGAUGGGUGGAAUGUAUCCGCAAAUGCAAUACAACUACCCGUUCAACUUCGGAAACCGUGGACCUUUCAACCCCCAAUACUUCAAUCAGGGAAUGGGUCAAAAUGGCAUGCCAAUGAUGGGAGCUCCUAAUUUCCAUCCUGGUGGACCAGCGGCCAUGUCAGGAAUUCAAUUCACUGCUUUUACACCUGGAGGUAAACUUGAAUCUUUCUCUUCAAUUCAGCAACAGGAUAAAGGCUCAAAUGAGAAAAACAAGAAAGAUGAUAGUAAAGAGCAACCAAGUGAGAGUAAGGAGAAAGGUGAUACUUCAAACUUGCCUCCUCUACCCCCUGGACCCCCUCCGUCAGACUUUGCUAACAAACCCCCUCUUCCAAACAGUGCUCCAACUAACAAUCCGUUCAAACCAAAAAUGGGUCCUAUUAGUUUUAACUUUGGAAAGAGACCAAAUUUUAACAACAUACCCAAUGCCUUCAACAAUCAGAACCCCCCCAAUGCGAACAAAAGCUCUGGUUCCGCCAAAAAACGGAGGAAACGAGAGAAAAUGAACCAAAUGAAACGGAACAACCAAGAUAACAUGUCCUCCAACUCGACAAUGCCACCUCUGCCCCCUGGGUCCCCACCAGUUCCCCCGCCCCCCUCUCCUCCCAUCAUAGGACCCCAAAAUGAAAAUAGCAAACCAAUUGUGAAGAAUCUUCCCCCUCCCAUUGUUGGUUCUGGUACCGUACCUCCUCAACAAGAGGCCGUCCCUGAGUGGCCAGACAGCUUCAAAUCAUAUGUGCGGAAGUGUUAUGAAAAAUGUAAAACUGUGGCAGAUCGGAACAGGGUGGAUAUAAUAUUGAAGAAAAAAAGUUUGAAUGCCAUGAACGAUGGGUCCCUUUAUUUCAAAGACUGGGAUAACGAACCUCUUCCAUUGUUAAGUGAUGAAAUCAAUUAUUUACCUAUGAAACCCUCUUAUAAGCCCAACGAAAAUAAUUUUAAGAAAAAUAAAAACGGAAUCAACUCUAGUUUAGCCAGUAGAUUAGGUCCUAGAAAAUUUGAUAAAUUUGAGAAUAAAAAGAAUGCUAGAAAAUACUCCCCAACUAGGUCCAGAAGCCCUGUCAAGAAACGUAGAUAUAGGAGUAGUAGUAGUAGUGACAGAAGUGACAACAGGAGUGAAAGUGAGGAAGAGUUUAGAUCGUCAAAAGGAGAUAAAGGAACCCAUCGGCGAAAUGAAAAAGGAGGAAAGUCCCUUGCAAAGUCGAAGUUUUAUACCCAAAUGGGUGCUGCAAGCGUCCCUGUAGAUGAAGAGCUGCUAACUAAGCGUGCUGCUAGGUUUGGGCAUGCCAACAAACAGUCUCCAUACUCAAAAAGCCGCAAGAGCCGCUUAGAAAGCAGUAUUCUCUCUCCAUCUCUCUCGUCUUCCAUCAAUUCUAGUCUUUUGUUCGAGGAUUCCUCCGGUGAUAUCAGCAUACCGCUGGAAAAACAUGUUGUUGGCACGUGUCAGAACAUUGAAAAACCUUACCUCCGGUUAACUGCGCAACCGGAAGCUUGCGCUGUUCGACCUGCCGAUGUUCUUUCAAAAUCAUUAGAAAAUGUAAAAGACAAAUGGAAAACGCAGCAAGACUAUCAUUAUGCCUGUGAACAAUUGAAAUCCAUCAGACAAGACUUAACUGUUCAAGGCAUUAGAGAUGAAUUUACGGUGAAAGUGUACGAAAUGCAUGCCCGCAUAGCUCUAGAGAAAGGUGAUCAUGCUGAGUUCAACCAGUGCCAAUCGCAACUUAAGUUGCUCUAUUCAGAAGUCUCCGAUGAUAUAGCUGUAAAUAAAAGAGAAUUUACAGCCUAUAGGAUACUCUAUUACAUUUUCACUAAAGAAUUUAUGGACUUGACAACGCAGAUUUCCCUUCUGACACCAGAAGAUAAGGUAGAUGAGUGCAUUAGUUUCUCUCUAAAGGUUCAGUCUUCCUGGUGGCUGGGCAAUUACCACCGAUUGUUCAAACUCUACCGAUCAGCCCCUAAAAUGACUUCGUACCUCAUGGACUGGUUCUUGCUGCGAGAGCGCAAGCAAGCCAUCAAAGCUAUCGUCAAGUCCUACCGGCAAGUGCUGCCUGUGAGUUUUGUCCAUCAAGAGUUAGCGUUUGAUGCCGAAAAAGAUUGUCUAGAAUUUUUAAGGUUGCUUAACAUAAUUAUCAUCGAAGAAGAAGAACUUAAGAUCGAUUGCAAAGCAAGCAGUGCGGCGAUGGCAAGCUCGUAGGUCCUCUGAGGCGGAAAUCACGCGCUGAAAUGUGCGAAGUCGAUCACUUGUGGCUUUUUUACCGCGAAUAUUAAGCUCGUUUAUCCCGGCCAAAUUUACGGAUCGUUUUAUUUCUGUUUUUAACCUAGCCGCAUCUCGAAGCUGUGCAUUUUCACCAUUCAUUUCAUCAUAUUUGCCAGUGACGUGUGGACUAAUAAUUUCGGACUCGUUAUAAUUUAGUUCUCUCACAAACUAUUAGAACAAUUUUUUAAUUUACCUACUUAUCCCUUGAAUUUUCAAUUUUUCUUCAGCAGUCAUAACGCAAUUUAAUAUUUUCCAUAGGAAUUGGACUGUUAAAAAUUGUCCCCCCUGGUGCCUUUAUGAACAGUGCUGUUCCCCAAUCAUCCUCUUUUUUUGAGAGUUCAGUGUGGUCCCUUUUUUGCUUACAAAAUUUCCUUUUACUUUCUUAACAGUAUUGCUCGCCCCGAUGAAGGAAUUUUAAUUUUUCAGUGAUACCUCUGAAUUAGGAUUCAAGGUUAUUUUCUUUAUUUUCCUCCUGGAAGCCUCAAAGGAAUUUCAUUUGCCUCCAUCUCGAUAUUUUUUGAAGUUUGAUCAGUUCCAUCCAAGCAUCACACCGUGAAGAACCCUUCAUCAGAACUAUCACCUGUACCUGUUGCGCAUUCUAGCUAGAUUUUAACGAUUUUGAAGAAUACUCAAAGCAGAAAUUCAGCAGAAUCUUGCUACUCAGUUGAACUUGGCUGCAACUUUGCCAGCAAGAGAUCUGGGGAAAGAAACAGAAAGACUUGAAUUGAGAUUUUUAGUAUAAUUCUUUUUUAUUUUGAAUGCUCGUGAUGUUUAAGAUAUCACAGCAAGAGAGCCAAUGACAAAAAUAAGUGCUACUAAUGAGGAGAUUUUUUAUUUUUUUAACAUCAGUCACUUAUCUCGAAUAUUGAAGUCUACAAUAAGCGUUUGAAAAUAGCCGAUGCUGCAUUUAACAUGGUGGACGAAAUAUGCACUUUAAUUCUGAAUUUCUAGAGUGCACAAAUAAAAAAAUUCUAAAGCCAAGAUUGGCGCAAAUUAUGCAUGAACAAGUAUAUUUAAGCAUGAAUUAUGACAUGAAUGCCCAGUUGUGUGAACGAAAAGUGAGUAUCCGAAAGAAUAGAACCACCAAUAGAUUAAUGCCUGAGAUAAUAGCAAAGAAUUUCUGAAGUCAUCAACCUCCUUGGAACAAACAUAUUUGCAUGAAGAAGGAAGGAUGAGAAUAUUUAGUGCUGUAUCAUAUGAUAUCAAACAACUGUUAACCUUUGUCUACAUGAGAUAGACACUUUAAGAUAGAACAGUCGAAACCUCUUAUGAAUUUUUUCAAGAAUUUUUUUACAAUUCUAAGAUUUAUCUGUCACUUUUUUUUUGAAGAAAGUCCCAGAACAAUUUUCCAAUGAUUGAGAACCUUCAGAAGAAUUGUCGUUUGCCUUUUAUAAACUUCCAACCACGUCAGAAAUAAGUUUUUAAGAUUUUACAAUGUAACAAGUCUUAUGUUGAAUCACCUGGUGAGGUGAACUGGCAGAAAAACUCAACACAGUCAUUAAAUUGCUAUAGAUGAAGACUGCCCGUACAUGAAAUGAAGAUGUUGUUUCAAGUGAAGGCCUGUAUCAAGAAGAACUCUAACCAGGGACAGAAGCCAAGCAGUCAUCUAGCCUAGAAUAAAAGCAACAUGGUCCAUAAUUGGAUGUGCCAGCAUCGCUCCUCUCAACAAGUCAACACCUCAACGCCAUCAUCAAACAUCAGUUGUACCAAGAAGCAUCCAUCAUCAUCAUCAUCGUCAUCAGCAUCAUCAUCAGCUUCAUAUCCAACUGAAUGAAGAAAGUGAGUCCCUAACAUGCUUGGAUAAGCAGCCACAAGAAAAUGAAAGAAGAUCUCAGAGGAAUGAUGAGAAAUACAAGACCGUAUCCGCCAUAUUCCUCACCAGCAAAUAGAAGAGAGUUCUUAGAGUGCUCAUUUCUCAAAAAAAUACUAAAUCAAGCAGUAUGUCAAUCCAUUGUCUUUUAAUUUCUCCUGCAAAACAAAGGGUAUCUCUAAAAAGCUGAUCAAAGAAUUCGCUAUUCUCCUUCUGACUGAGCGCACAGCUCUCGCCAAUUAGGGAGAGCAUUGCCUCUCUCUCAUCGGUAAAAGCUGAUUUUGUACCCAGUCAAUGGAGGUGAUAAAACUCAGAUCGAAGCCAAGAAAAAGGUUUACAACUUUAAGUGUCUAGUUGAAUGUGAUUAUUAGUCAGAUGCUUGUCCAAGCAGUUAGUGGAAACAAUAAUUCAACUGAAAACUAACUUUCCAUAAUUGCAUUGAAAGAAAGAAGAAAUGAAGAACUAAGGCUCUGAUGCCAAUUCCAACAUCUAAAUUAACCAAAUCACUGAUUCCAGAUGCCACAGCUGAAAAACGGUCAAAAUGAUCGGAAGUAUCAACUAACCUGAGCGGCAUUCGCAUUUGUAUGUGCCAAAAUGUUGAAGUUGAGAAAACUAUACUCCCAAGAGUAACACUGCUUGUAAUUAGUUAAUGGUGUUCUGGUGUUAAUUCAGUUUCAGAAUGACAAUUGUUAGUGAGAGAAACUGCUUGAUCAUCAGCUCUAGUUUUUUAAAACUUGUGGUCAAUGAGAAACAUGUUCACACUGAAGAAUUCAGAUGAAGGAACCUCAUUACACUUGACUUUGAACAUCCGAUCUAAGACAUGAGAUGCAAAGAUUGCAGCAGUAAAGAACGAAGCACAUAGAGAAGGAAGAAGAGAAGAAACAUCAUUAUUAUUAUCAUCAUCAUCAUCACAGUAAUAAUAAUCCUACAUCCAAGAACUAGCAACCUUUUAGUGUCGGGCUGAACGAUUUCAACCACGUUUUUCCGUUCGUUCGUAUCGGUUAGCAUCAAAUUUGCUCGAGUUAAGCUGCAGCGCGUCUGGCAUCGUUUCGCCAUCAUAAGUUUUUCGUGUGUGGUGUCUGGGGAAGGUGGGCAAUUAAUUUUUAAUCUUGUUUUCAAGUCCUCCCUCCUGCCUAUAACUUUCCUUAUCCUUUUCAUUUUAAUCCCUACCUUUCCUUAUCAGCCCUUACCGCAGCUUAAUUCCUCUUCUCCAAGUAUUUUUCAGUCUUUCUCUAGCUCAGAAGAUUUCAGCUCUGGUGGUCCUCUCAUUUUUGGAGCAUGCGGUCUCGGAAGAUGUCUCAGCGCUCAAACAUAUGGGUUUACGGAUGUAUCGUGUUUCUGCUGCUGGUUUGCCUGCAACUCCAUUCUACCGUUGUCAACCGUUGCUGAUGAUGAAAGUUCCUCGCUCAAGGUGACGUCAUUUUUCUUUCUUGACCUUCCAUUAAUGUUGGAGAAUUAUAAAAAGUUUACUGAAACUAAACUUUCUGUUGUAUGACAUCAUGUACCUUUUUACCUAAAUCUCUGUCUCAUGCACACCAAUAAACGCAUAGCGCAGAACUUUUGUACUCAUAUCUCUGCCCUGUGAAAAUUUGUUUGAGAUAAGAUCAGGAUUAUCUGCUGAAAAUCCACUGUGUGUAUAAUCUUGUGUGAAUUUACACUGUUUCAGCUCCAUUUACCCCCUUUACCUUAUUUAAUCACAGCUUUUUUUGUUGGCUUAGAUCUAUGCAUCUGAAACUGUAAGAAAAAAUAAUUUGAUCAUGAUGCAACCAGACUCAUUCACCACCCUACAUCUGGUGCAAGUCCAGUGUCGCAUUAAAGCCAAGUAUAAUUUAUCAAAUCCUUUAUAAUUUUCUCUGAAUUACGAAGACAAAUUAUAUAUCCUCAUCCUUCAUUGACUUAGCAUCACUUUUUUUUGCACGCUUGAUGAGAAUAGCCUCAAAUAUUGAGUCAUUAUUAGAAUGGUUUUCACCAAUGACUGUUCUCCCAUUUUUUAUUCAUCAUGAGUUUGACGACAAGCUGGCAAAAAAAGAAAUGAUUUCUGGUUGUCUGUAAUUUGUAUCUCACCAAAUUUUUAUUUUAUUAUGCUUCUUGAUUAUAUGAGUCUCCUCAGUACAAUAAGUCACUCAUCUGACUUUCGCUCUCUUAGUUUUGAAUAUAAUGUAAAAAUAUAAUGAAAAAAAGAAAAUUUGUGAUCCCCAGUCUCCCAGAUGGCUUAAAGUAACCCCUACAAAUCCCAAAACAGCAUAUGCAUGAUGUCACAUAGCAGUAGAUAUGUAUGUAUUUCUUGCACCUGUGAUGCUGUCGCUGACACGUGCUUGGAAAAGAAAUGGUCAUAAAUUGAAAGUUAAGAGGGAUCUUACUCCGUUUAUGGUCUUUCUAUUUUGUUUUUUAGGAAUUUCACUCCCAAAUUUUGUCAGUAAUAAAAACAAAAUUCUUAAAAACUCAAUUACAGGAACUAUACAAAUAUCUGAGAAGUUAAUUGGAAUUGAUUACAACAUUAAUUAACCUAUAUAGAAAUUACCUUUAGUAUUCAAUAUCAGAAAGCUCCUGUUGGAACCCUGCAGCCUUCUUGAUCAUCCUUUCUCUAUUUAAAUUUGGAGCCGACCCUUCCGUAAUUUUGUCAUCCAUACCAUCACUACUUUUCACUGACAAUUUCCUCAUUCCUCUUCAUUUCUAGGAUGUAUAUCUAUGUCAUUGAUUCCUAUGAGAGACGUUCCUCUCCGAAGUUUUUUUUUCCUAUUGUUUUUUCAUGAUUUUAUCAAAGUCAUAAAUUACGAACUGAAAUAUUGAACUUCAUCUCCCACUAAGUAUUUCUUUUAUUCAUGCAUAUGAUCAAUUUCCAAGGAAUUGUUCUUAUGCUCCAGGUGUGAGAUAAACUUUUAAAAAAGUUGAAAAGACCUAUUAGUACCAACUUUUUUCCGCAGUGAAUUACUUUAAAAUGUCUUGCUUUUAAACUGAGCCUCAAAAAUGAGUGUUCACUGUCUUUUAUAUAUUUCAUGAACCAUAGUUUUAUGUUUGAUCAGUUGAAAAUUAGUUUCAUCCGCCAAGGUGCGGAUGGCCCCUGUUAUUGGCUCAAAUGACAACUUCCCAUUCAUUCAAAGACAAGCACCAGUUUUUUUCGAAGUAUGAAUGGUGAAAUUCGACUUGUAAACAUCAUCAUAAAAUGACAAUUAGGUUUACAACCGAAAUUUCUGUUAAGUUAUUUUUGUAUAGUAGUUCGUCUCACUGUUUGCAUGAUCUUUUUAUAUCUACUGAUGUAUAUCACUCAAGUUAUUUAUUAUUUUUUGUUAUUGUGCGAAAAGUUUUCUUUUGUUUUAGAUUUAUAAAGAAGUACAUAUUUCUGUAUGGAUAAAAUGGCUGUGUAAUAAUGAACCCUUUGUACAGGAUAUUAACUGCAGAAGAAGAUUAAAUAAAUGGGUUAUCCCGUUAA
Messenger RNA from Bemisia tabaci, 7770 nucleotides. RefSeq names its product leukocyte receptor cluster member 8 homolog. Gene Ontology annotation, cellular component: nucleus. Lineage: Eukaryota; Metazoa; Arthropoda; Insecta; Hemiptera; Aleyrodidae. The record is from RefSeq and is a predicted model, not a curated record.